AUGAUCAGUGACACUCCAUUCACUCUAACACAUGACUCUAAGCUUGAUGACCUGCUGGCGGCAAACAAGCAAUGGUCCAAGAGCAUGAACAAUCUACAUCCAAGUCUUUUCCCAGAAUUUAACGGGAAGGGUCAACAACCACACACUCUAUUCAUCGGUUGUUCCGACUCCCGCUACAACGAAACCUGUUUAGGUGUGCUUCCGGGUGAAGUCUUUACCUGGAAAACUGUCGCAAACAUUUGCAACCCAGAAGACUUGACUCUUAUGGCUACAUUAGAAUUCGCAAUCAGAUGUUUAAAGGUUAACAAAGUCGUCGUGUGCGGUCACACCGACUGUGGCGGUAUCAAGACAUGUCUAACGGGCCAAUUAGAGCCUCUAAAAGAUAAAGAAGGUCUAAACUGCGGACAUUUGUACCAAUACUUGCAUGAUAUCGAUGAACUACAUCGCUCAGAGAAAGAACAAUUAGCCUCCUUCCCUACCUUAGAAGAAAAGAGCAAGUAUUUAUCACACUGCAACGUCAAGAGACAGUUUGCGCAAAUCAUGAAAAAUGACACUGUAAAGAAUGCAAUUGUAGCCCAAGAGCUAGAAGUCUACGGACUGGUCUACAACGUAGACUCCGGUCUGCUAGACCCCGUCAUCGCUAACUAA
Molecule: messenger RNA, 648 nt
Organism: Torulaspora delbrueckii
Lineage: Eukaryota; Fungi; Ascomycota; Saccharomycetes; Saccharomycetales; Saccharomycetaceae
Gene: NCE103
Product: carbonate dehydratase NCE103
Exons: 1
Coding region: 1-648 (215 amino acids)
Biological process (GO): cellular response to carbon dioxide; carbon utilization; cellular response to oxidative stress
Cellular component (GO): cytoplasm
Molecular function (GO): zinc ion binding; carbonate dehydratase activity
Source: RefSeq, a predicted model, not a curated record